This is a messenger RNA of Penicillium lagena, 1218 nucleotides long. RefSeq names its product putative cysteine synthase. Gene Ontology annotation, cellular component: cytoplasm. The record is from RefSeq and is a predicted model, not a curated record. The transcript is spliced from 5 exons. NCBI's taxonomy places the organism in Eukaryota, Fungi, Ascomycota, Eurotiomycetes, Eurotiales, Aspergillaceae. Gene Ontology annotation, molecular function: cysteine synthase activity. The coding region runs from base 1 to 1218 and encodes 405 amino acids.
AUGCCCGACUCGCCGGUCUAUAUUGGCACUGCCUUUGUGGCUGGUGUCUGUCUUACAAUUGUGUGUCGCGACUUGAUUGCAUCGAGUCGUAGCGAGACCGAGAGUACCACAGACAAGUCGAAGCCACCUGCGCGGGCUGGUCCCCCGGCCAUUGUGGAGGGCAUCGAGGGCUGUAUCGGGAACACGCCGCUCUUUCGAAUCAAGUCGCUUUCCGAGGAAACAGGGUGUGAGAUCCUGGGUAAAGCAGAGUUCCUCAAUGGCGCCGGACAGAGCUCGAAAGACCGGGUCGCACUGAGCAUGAUUGAGAUGGCAGAGGAACAUGGUAUACUCGCUCCCCACACGGGCGACACCAUUUACGAAGGCACCUCCGGAUCGACGGGCAUUUCACUAGCCACCCUAGCCCGGGCAAAGGGCUAUCUCGCACACAUAUGUAUGCCCUCCGACCAAGCAAUCGAAAAAUCCAACCUGCUCCUCAAACUCGGCGCAAUCGUCGACCGCGUGCCGCCAGCCCCAAUCGUCGAAAAAGACAACUUCGUCAAUAAAGCCCGCGCCCUCGCACAAGCCCACACAGCAUCAGGGACAGGCCGUGGCUUCUUCGCGGACCAGUUCGAAAAUGAAGCCAACUGGCGCGCGCACUACCAUGGUACCGGACCCGAACUAUACACUCAAUGCAAUGGACAUAUGGACGCCUUCGUUGCCGGGGCUGGGACGGGAGGGACCAUUGCCGGUGUGGCGCGCUACUUGAAGCCUCUCUUGCCGCAUAUCACGGUCGUACUGGCUGAUCCACAGGGUAGCGGGUUGUAUAAUCGGGUGAGGUAUGGUGUGAUGUUUGAUCCUAAGGAGCGGGAGGGCACGCGGCGGAGACCGCAGGUUGAUACGAUCGUUGAAGGAAUUGGGAUAAAUCGUGUUACGGCGAACUUUGAGGCUGGAAAGGAGCUCGUUGACGAUGCGGUGCGCGUGACGGAUGCACAGGCGCUGGCUAUGGCGCGAUGGCUUGUUGAGAAGGAUGGGAUUUUUAUUGGGAGCAGUAGUGCGGUCAACUGUAUUGCGGCAGUCAAAACAGCCAUGAAACUCGGCCCCGGACACCGGAUUGUCACGGUGCUCUCGGACUCGGGGUCGCGGCAUCUGUCGCGGUUCUGGGCUAGGGCUGGGGAUGUGGGUGGCGCUGUUGAUACGAAGCUGGAAGACGUUUUGAAUGCGCGCGAUGAGGACUUUUAA